AUGUCGGAUGCUGAGGUAAAGCGUCUUGCUUACUCUGAGUAUUGGAACGAGCGUUAUGCCGAAGUGGGCUCCGAUGGCCAAGUGCACGAAUGGUUUAGGUCUUUUACCGAUCUCGAGCCGUUCUUUACCCGUCAUCUAUUUCAAAUACGAGGGCCAGAAACAUUGCCAAAGAUCCUGCAUCUAGGUUCGGGAGACAGCACCAUACCCCAAGAUCUAUUCAAAAGAGGCUACACCAAUCAGAUUUGCGUGGACUUCUCCUCAGUCGUUGUCGAGACCAUGUCGAAAAGGCACGCUGGUAUAAGUGGCAUCACCUGGAUGCAGACCGAUGUUCGCAGUAUGGAUCAGAUCUCGUCGGAAUCCAUCGAUGUCGCGUUCGACAAGGGGACAUUAGAUGCUAUGAUUCAUGGCAGCCCCUGGAAUCCUCCUGCUGAUGUUCUGGAGAACACUGGUCAAUAUCUUCGAGAGGUCUUCCGUGUCUUAAAUGUUAAUUCCACGUUUCUUUACGUCACAUACCGUCAGCCUCACUUUGUAAGACCUCUCCUUAAUUGCGAAGGCGUCGAAUGGGAUUUGAAGAUGGAUGUUCUGGGUGGUACAGACAACACCUUUGACUAUCACGGCUUUGUCCUCAAGAAGGUUGCAUCAUCAGUAGCCUCGUCAAGCGGGCCCAGCUGA
Messenger RNA from Cyphellophora europaea CBS 101466, 672 nucleotides. RefSeq lists its product as uncharacterized. The transcript is spliced from 3 exons. NCBI's taxonomy places the organism in Eukaryota, Fungi, Ascomycota, Eurotiomycetes, Chaetothyriales, Cyphellophoraceae. Bases 1 to 672 code for a protein of 223 amino acids. The record is from RefSeq and is a predicted model, not a curated record.